AUGGGCAACUCGAUGUCAUGGUUCUCCAACCUACUGUUCACGAAAAAAGAGAUUAGAAUAUUGAUUCUCGGCCUGGAUAACGCAGGCAAGACAACACUGUUGUAUCGACUCAAGGUUGGCGAGGUCGUCACAACGAUACCUACGAUCGGUUUUAACGUCGAGUCUGUCACAUACAAGAACCUCAACUUCAAUGUCUGGGCGGCUUUGCAGGAUCUCGGUGGUCAAACAAGCAUCCGACCAUACUGGCGGUGCUACUAUGCCAACACAGCAGCUGUCAUCUUCGUCGUGGACUCUACCGAUAUCGAGCGAUUACAUACGGCCUCGGAGGAGCUCUCGGCCAUGCUGAAUGAGGAGGAACUCAAGGAUGCAGCGCUACUGGUUUUCGCCAACAAGCAGGAUCAGCCCGGCGCCAAGGGCGCGGGCGAGAUUUCCGAGGCGCUGCGUCUUGGUGAACUCCGCGACCGCAAUUGGAGCAUCAUGGCAUGUUCGGCGGUCGACGGUAGCGGUGUGAAUGAGGGCAUGGAUUGGCUUGUGCAAACCGUCAACCAGGAUUAA
Messenger RNA from Fusarium coffeatum, 555 nucleotides. RefSeq lists its product as uncharacterized. NCBI's taxonomy places the organism in Eukaryota, Fungi, Ascomycota, Sordariomycetes, Hypocreales, Nectriaceae. The record is from RefSeq and is a predicted model, not a curated record. Gene Ontology annotation, cellular component: cytoplasm; Golgi apparatus. Gene Ontology annotation, biological process: vesicle-mediated transport; intracellular protein transport. Bases 1 to 555 code for a protein of 184 amino acids. The transcript is spliced from 5 exons. Gene Ontology annotation, molecular function: GTPase activity; GTP binding.